UUCGUACCACGUUCGUGAAUAACAAUCGUAUAUAUAAAUUUGGUGGGACACAGAAAUACUAUGCAUUCAAAGGCAGAAUUUUUUUGAGAGUAACCAUUUCAGCCUAGAACAAUUCAUACAAUGAAAGUAUUCAGUUUCGUAAUAAUUUUAAUUGUUUCGAUAAUUCUGUCAUCAAAGACUGAGUCUGAGGCAUGUAUAUGGAGAAAUUGGUUUUGUGAUUGGAUCACAGGUAGAAAUAAUGAUAAAGAAACUACUACAACUCCUUCUACUGGUAAAAGUAUAACUGAACCUGUAGUAGCUCAUAAGAAAACUACUAGAACUCUUUCUACUGUUUCAAGUACAACUGAACUUGUAGUAACUACUAACGAACCUCCUACACCUGCAAUACAUGUAAAAAUUCAGGUAAUGAAUAAGAUUUCAUCCAGUAUUGAUCAAUUUUCCUCCGAUGUACGUAAGGAUAUGAAUGAAAAAAUAAAUGGGAGUUUUAUCGUAUCGCCAUUAAGUGCAGCAAUGGUACUUAUGAUGUCAGGUUAUGGUGCGAGUGAUGAAAAUGCCAACAAAAUGAAUUCCAUGUUACAUUUCGAUACUAAUGACAAUACGUACAAAGAAGACAUAUAUUCGUUGAUUGAAAUCUUUGAUGCACUAAAUCAAAGUCAAUUUGAAUUGGCAAAUAGAAUAUACGCUGGAAAAAAUCAAGACCUCAAUCCAGACUUUAAAAGCUUAGUAAGUGAAACAUUCAAAUCGUCAAUUGAAAAUGUUGAUUUUGGGCUUUCUGAAAGUACAGCGAAGAAAAUAGAUGAUUGGCGUGCAGAAAAAAACCAUCACCGUCUUAGAAAUGUUAUCAAGCCUGAUGAAAUUAAUGCUGAUACUGAACUUUUAUUCAUUAAUUCGGUAUAUUUUUCGAGGUUAUGGAAAGAACCCUUUAAUAAAGCAAAUACCAAACUAGUUAAGUUUGAUAUGGGUAAUGGAGAAACCAUAGAAAAACCGAUUAUGGACAGGAAAAUGGAGUUCACUGUUCAUUCUACCGUAACUUAUAAAUUAUGCACGUUAGACUUCAAGAGUGAUUCCGAUGAUGAUAGUCUUCAAUUCGUUAUGAGGAUGUCUGGUGAUAGCAUUACGAAGUCUAUAACUGUGCCUAAAUUCAGAAUUGAGAGUACAAUCAAUUUGGAGGAUAUGCUUAAUCUAUUAGGAAUGAACUUUUCCGGUAUUUCAAAACAAGCCUCUGGACUAAAAAUAAACAAAGUAGUUCAAAAAUUAACAUUAGAAGUUAACGAAUCGGGUAUUGAAGCUGCAAUUCGUAGUGAAGCUUCAUUCGCAAACAAAACAGGAAGUAAUGGGCCACCAUUAAAACAAGUGCUUAUUUUUAAUGAAUACCCGUUCGACUUCCAUAUUUCAUACAAUGGAGUUGUUCUUUUAGUUGGACAUGUUGCCAAACAAUAAUUUUUAAACAGUUUAAGAAUUCUUUCAAAAAUUUAUAUGCUUUGUUCAAUAUAUCAACACUUUUAAACAGAAAACCUUACAGUUUUAAAAAUAAAAAAAAAACCUUUUUUUGGACAAUUAAAGAUAUGUAUUUCUAAUAAAUUGAAUCAUGAACAAUAUAUGUGAU
This is a messenger RNA of Microplitis mediator, 1606 nucleotides long. Its product is annotated as serpin B6-like. Gene Ontology annotation, molecular function: serine-type endopeptidase inhibitor activity. Lineage: Eukaryota; Metazoa; Arthropoda; Insecta; Hymenoptera; Braconidae. The coding region runs from base 121 to 1440 and encodes 439 amino acids. The record is from RefSeq and is a predicted model, not a curated record. The transcript has 8 exons.